ACCAUACGCCACGUUCCCAGCAGUGCUCGCGGUAGAGACGUCGCUGGCGCCCUUCGGUGGAGUAGGGAGAUGGCGUCCGCUACCCGUUUUAUCCAGCGGCUGCGGAACUUGGCAUCCGGGCAAGACUUGCAGGCGAAGCUGCAGCUACGUUACCAGGAGAUCUCCAAGCGGACUCAGCCUCCUCCCAGGCUCCCUGUGGGCCCCAGCCACAGACUCUCCAACAAUUACUACUGUACUCGAGAUGGCCGCCGGGAAGCCAUGCCGCCCUCUAUCGUCAUGUCCUCGCAGAAGGUGCUGGCGUCCGGCAAGCCAGCAGAGAGCCCAGCUGUACCCGAGAAGAAAGCGGUGACGCCGGCCCCUCCCAUAAAGAGAUGGGAGCUGUCCACGGAUCAGCCUUACCUGUGACCUUGUGCCCUGGGGUACCUGGCUAAGCCCUCAGAGCCACCUGAGUGCUUCCCCCUCCGUGGACUCCUUGGAUUCCCUCUGGGGAGAACGUGAUGUAAUUUAUAAUAAAAAUGUAUAUUGAGUUCUCCAGGA
Vicugna pacos (alpaca) is the source of this 537-nucleotide messenger RNA. It is a transcript of the gene NDUFA7, whose product is annotated as NADH:ubiquinone oxidoreductase subunit A7. Gene Ontology annotation, biological process: mitochondrial electron transport, NADH to ubiquinone; ATP synthesis coupled electron transport. Gene Ontology annotation, cellular component: respiratory chain complex I; mitochondrial inner membrane. NCBI's taxonomy places the organism in Eukaryota, Metazoa, Chordata, Mammalia, Artiodactyla, Camelidae. The record is from RefSeq and is a predicted model, not a curated record.